AUGGACGAUCCCGGCAGGAUGAUGGGCGGCGGGCUGAUGGCCCCGCAGCCCUACGGCAUGACGGCCCAGGGCGAGGCGCCCGCCGGCAACGAGAACGAACCCAGGAAACAGGACAUCGGCGAGAUACUGCAGCAAAUCAUGAACAUAACCGAUCAAAGUUUGGACGAGGCCCAGGCCAGGAAGCACACGCUCAACUGCCACCGCAUGAAGCCCGCUUUGUUCUCCGUUCUGUGCGAGAUCAAAGAGAAAACCGUGCUGUCGCUCAGAAAUACCCAAGAGGAAGAACCGCCAGAUCCGCAAUUGAUGCGUCUGGAUAAUAUGCUGAUAGCCGAAGGUGUUGCUGGACCGGAGAAAGGAGGCGGCGCCGGAGCGGCCGCCUCCGGCUCGGCCGCGGCCCAAGCUGGACAACCGGACAAUGCCAUCGAGCACUCAGACUACAGGGCUAAAUUGGCGCAAAUUAGGCAAAUAUACCACCAGGAAUUGGAGAAAUACGAACAGGCCUGCAACGAAUUCACGACGCACGUUAUGAACCUGCUGAGAGAACAGAGCCGCACCAGACCGAUAACGCCCAAGGAAAUCGAACGAAUGGUGCAAAUCAUCCACAAGAAAUUCAGCUCGAUACAGAUGCAACUGAAGCAAUCGACGUGCGAGGCCGUCAUGAUAUUGAGAUCGCGAUUCCUCGACGCGCGACGGAAGCGUCGCAAUUUCAGCAAACAGGCCUCGGAGAUAUUGAACGAGUACUUUUAUUCGCACCUGUCCAACCCAUAUCCGAGCGAAGAGGCCAAGGAGGAGCUGGCCAGAAAGUGCGGCAUCACAGUUAGCCAGGUGUCGAAUUGGUUCGGCAACAAGCGCAUCCGCUACAAGAAGAACAUCGGCAAGGCGCAGGAGGAGGCGAAUUUGUACGCGGCCAAAAAGGCGGCGGGAGCGUCGCCGUACAGCGGCACCGCGACGCCGAUGAUGUCGCCGGCGCCGCCGCAGGACUCGAUGGGCUAUUCGAUGGGUUCGGCGUACGAUCAGAGUUCCGCCUACGAUGCGAGCAGUUGCGGUUACGAUCCCAUGCACGCCCAGGAACUGUCGCCCUAA
Molecule: messenger RNA, 1083 nt
Organism: Phyllotreta striolata
Lineage: Eukaryota; Metazoa; Arthropoda; Insecta; Coleoptera; Chrysomelidae
Source: the annotation of a GenBank genome assembly